Adineta steineri is the source of this 921-nucleotide messenger RNA. Lineage: Eukaryota; Metazoa; Rotifera; Eurotatoria; Adinetida; Adinetidae. The record is from the annotation of a GenBank genome assembly.
AUGAUUAUUUCAUUGAUAGUUCUUAUUCUUAUUAUUUAUCGUCUACGUUACAAUAAAUUAUAUCGACAUCAAAUCGAUAUUCAAUGUCGAUCAUCAACUUUCGAUGAUAAUAUUGCAUUGAUACUCAUCGGUAAUACUUAUCUAAUUUUUUUUAUCUAUCAUAUAAUAUGGAUUUCAAUAAGUUUGCGUACAUUUAUUAGAGAUUUUGCUUUUUUAAAAGAUAUCAUACAUUAUGGUGAUUCAACAUUUUGCCGAAUACAAGUUGGGAUUAUCUUUUUCUUAACGAGUCAAAUGUAUCAUAGUUUUAUAUUACAAGCAUUAUAUCGUCAUUUGAAAAUUAUUUCCAUUUCAAAAUUAUCUACAAUAAAAAUUUGUCAUAUGUCAUUAUAUAAUAUUUCAAUUUAUAUUUUAAUGAUUAUUUUCAGUUGGUUCAUAUCGUUUGCUGUUCUAAUUCCAGCAUAUACAACAUUUAAUGUUUUCGCUUAUUUUCCUCAACAAUAUCAUUGUCGUAUAUCUUUUACAACUGUAAAAGGUUCUAUUUAUUCACUUCUUGUCUCUUAUCUUAUACCAGUAUGUUUCAUAUUAUAUAUUCAUUGUCGAUUUAUUUUCUGCAUUCGUCGAUUACCUAAUCGUGGUAUUUUAUUACAAACAAGACAUGAAACAAUUGUUAUAAAGUAUAUUUUAAAGAUUUCUUUAACAAUGUGUGUUCUUGGUUUUCCUACACUUGUUUUUCAAUUGCAAUUCAUCAUCAUCGGUGAAAUACAUCCACUUGCUGAUCGAAUUUAUGAACUAUGUUUAUCGAUCAAUGCGAUGGGCUUUACUCUUUGUUUCGCAAAUCUCAACUCACUUACUCAACUUCUACCUCAACUAUCUGCUGAUGAGGAUAGCAGUAUGAUAAACUUACAAAUUUCCGAUGUAUAG